This is a messenger RNA of Symbiodinium sp. CCMP2592, 3918 nucleotides long. Lineage: Eukaryota; Dinophyceae; Suessiales; Symbiodiniaceae. The record is from the annotation of a GenBank genome assembly.
AUGAAUUUGCUCGAGAAGGUCGGCGACUUCAUUGCAAAAAGAGGUGAAGACCUGCAUCAGCAGAUUUCUGGCAAGCGCGUCUUCUCCGCGCACAUCACCAAUGCCACGAAGAAGGUCUUGGAAGUGCAGGGCAAGCCAAUGGUGAGCUAUGGAAGGUGCAGCCACUUCUCCAAGCUUCCUCCAGGCGAGGCGGGCACCAUCAAGUUCGAACACGACGGCGAGCAUGGCGGUGCCUUCGAGUUCACUUUAGGAAGGGAUCGCUUCUUCCUUGGGCAGUAUAUGCGAGCUAGCUACUCCUCCCUUUUCGGCCAAGACCAAUUUGUUCUGGAGUUUGGUGACAAGACCUUAAAGCAGUUCUAUCUGGGGAUGCCCCAGCACUUCAUGGGAUUACCGAAUCGCGGCGUCUCCCGGACCGAGGGUUUGGAAAACACUGCCAUCGUGAGGAAGGCCACGUGCUCCACCAACUCCCAGGUGGAGGUUCUCCUGGCGCCGGCACUCAGCCUCCACAUCUUCGAGGAGCUGGACGAGCUGGAUGGUUUGCAGCAGCUUGCAGUGGCGGAGACAUGCGAAUUUGCGAAGCCGGAGCUCUUGAGUGGCGCCUUGUUCAUUGAGGAGUUUCACUGCUUGCGAGACGGGCUCGCGCACAGCUCGCUGCAUGAGCAAGCUUUGGCCCUGGAUCUUCUCAUCGGGGCUAUGAUCGCCAAUGGAUUGUGCGGCUCCGCAAGCCAAAGGGCUUCCCAUCUUUGGCAAGAAAGCCGAUCCCGAUUUCCCCCACAAAGCGGCAAGAUGUCACCUUAUCGCUUUUAUGCUAGCCUCUCCAAAGAAGUAUUGGAGUCGCAUGCUGAUGUGUGCCACAGCCUUUUGCGAAGCAGUGCUUUGAGAUGCGCUGAGCCCGUUGUCGCGUUUUGCAAGUCUCAACGGCAGUGGCCUCCGCCGGCAAACGUUGGGCUAAAGACUGCGGAGGGUGCCUCUCAUGCAAAGAUCGGUUUCGAUACGAACGAUGCCAUCUUAUGUAACCACUUGCAAAGUACGGCUGACACGAAGCUGCGGGGAAGCGUCUGCAGCGGACAGACCUCUGAAUCGGCAGACAAGUUUCUUCAAGAGCUUGUUCGCUCGUGCGUUGAUGCCUCAUGCCGGGCAUCUAUGACAAGGAGUCGUCUCUUCGGACGGCUACUUGAGACUUGCAGUCCGGAAGCAGCCGGCCCUCUCAGGGAAUAUUUGAGCGCACAUCCGCUCUCCAGAAGAUGCUGCUCCCUGAAACAGUCCGGAAAAUCAGAGGCAACUCAUUUCGAGGUGUUUUGCGCAGAGCUUUUCGACAACCUUGAUCCGCACACUCGUGCGCAGGCUGUGGUAGCAUCGCUCGGCAGCAGCUCGGGAGACUACAGGAGCCUAUCUACAAACUCGAAAUCUGGUGAGUUCUUCUUCCUUUCGCAAGACAAGAAGUACUUGGUCAAGACUAUUUCAGAGGAUGAAGGCCUUCUCCUUUUCCGGAUGUUGCCAGGAUACCAGGAUCACAUCCAUUCCACACCAACCUCACUGAUUGUUCGCUUCGCUGGCCUAUACUGUGUGACAGUCGCGGGCGGUGGGCUACGUUAUUUCAUCAUCAUGAAGUCUGUGUUUGAUCCCGCCGUAGAGAUUCACUCCCACUACGACCUAAAAGGCUCUCUACACCACCGAAAGAAGAAGAAAGACGAAUCCACAGGCAAAGAUGAGGACUGGAUCCAAGACAAGAUGCAACUGAGCCCAUCAGAACAGAAAAGGCAGGAGAUGUUAGCGGCUCAUGAAGCUGAUGUCCAGUUCCUUCAGGAACAUGGCGUUAUGGAUUAUUCCGUCCUGGUUGGGAUCCACCAUGUUAAUGUUGGCCAGGGGCAGGGUGGCCGUUUGGCGAGUUCGGCAGCGAGCGCAGGGACGCCUUCUGUUUGUGGUACCAAAAUCUAUUUCCUGGGGCUCAUCGAUUUUCUAAUCAACUUUGGGCUGCGAAAGCAGGCCGAACAUCUUCUGCGGGCCGCCCAGGGGCACGGGCAGUCAACGUCCUGUGUCCAUCCCUCAGAUUAUGCCGCGCGGCAGGCGAGAUUCCUGCGGAGUAGUGUUUUCUCAAAACCGGACCUGGACAAGGGAACAGCCGGCUGCUUGAGAGUCCUGGUUGUAGCGGCCCGUAAGCUUCGAAAUGCCGACGUCAUGAGCAAGUCAGACCCCUAUGUCUCGGUCCACCUGGGUCUACAGAAAGCUGACACGCCAACCAUACAAGACGAUUUGAACCCAACCUGGAAUUGCUCCUUGACGUUGCCAGUGAACACCAGCCAUUUGUCGGAGGAGAUUCUUUUCAAGGUCUGGGAUGAGGAUCACAUACGUGCGGCGCAGGGCAGCGACGACAGUUUGGGUUUGCUCCGGUGCCCCUUCAAUCGCUUGUUGAGGGAAGGCGGCGAAGUUGACUUGAAGCAGAAGCUCGAGGAGACCAGCACUGGCGAGCUGCACGUGCAGAUCCGCUUUGAGCCACACCGGUCGAGCGGUGGGUACCCAGGGAGCAGCCCAUCCGGCACCAUUGCGUGGGAGUUCUCAGUGAGCAAUGGAUUCCAGAGCUUCGAUGAGCCGUGCCAGCGAACCGUGGAGACCAUGUACCAAGCUUUUCUACGAGGAGGGGCCAGGAAUGUCUCUGUCACAUCCGGCGGAGUUGAAGUCUUCCUCGAUUUCGCAGAGAUGAAGCAACCAUUCUACAAAACAAGCCGGAAUGCACCCACAGUGGCCGGCUGCGAUAUUUGCAGUAAUGUGAUGUUGGAGCGAUGGCUGCUACAAAGUUGCUUCGGCAUCCUUACCGUGGCCAGACUGGAUGUUUGCUCAGUCCCAGACGAUGCAAGUGUCCUCACGAGUAAAGAGGUGGACCAACUGGACCUUCUGUCUUGGCAAUCCCCGCGGUUGCUACCAGCAACCCCUGCCCGCAAGAAGCUGGCGAGUAAGCUCUUGCCUGCAACGAAGGCGAUGUUGCAGACAAGCGAGACCGAGUUGCGGAGGCACCUUGCGGGGGCGGAGCGAACAGACGGAAGGAACUUCUCUGGCUCGGCUGUGCAGGGCUGGAACAGUUCUCAGCUGGGGACUGAGAGCUUCAGAGCCGGCUACACGCAGAUCCUCUCGGGUCUCGAACUGUUUCUGCCUGCCGCGGCUGAAGUAGCAGCCAUCAUUGGCAAACAAACUGGGCUAUCUUCUGUGUCUGUCAGCUCAUACGCCCAUCCCGUUCAGGGAGAGCCAAUAUGUGUGCAUGCAGAUGCUCAUGACACCUUCAUCUUGCAGAUCCAGGGAUGCCGCGUUUGGAAACAUUGGCACGGGCCAUCCCUCAAGGAGAGCCAUUUGGUGAAUCAUCCACAAGAGCUGGGGCUAGGAAACUCCAGCUCCCGCUGCCUCAAGGACAGCUUGGGCUUUGCUUCCAGACGCCUGGAGCUCCGCACGGGAUCCUUACUGCGCUUGCCCCGGGGCAUCGCUCACCAGACCAGCAGUUGCGGUGAGGGCCAGGGCCCUUCUAGCCACUGGGCUAUCAUAGCGUCUCGCAUCAGUGCAGCCAGCGUGUUACUGGAUGUGGCCGGGUCCAGCCCAAAAACUGACGUCCAUGGCCGGCUCCUUUCAGUUCUAGGAAAGGACACUGACCUCAGCAAGAGGCUAUGGCAGGGACUGCCGGGCCUGCAGCUCACAAGCGAAAACGAAGUGGACAUGAUGAAGCAUGUGGAGAUCCUGGCAGAUGGGCUGCUUGCGCUUCUAGACGAAGCCAUACCAGGCCCUUGGCCCGCGCUGGACCGACGGUCUGUAUCUACCCGGCUGAAGGAAGUCUUGCAGCAUGGUCCCCCAGGCAGCGCGCUGGCUCCGCCCGUUGACUGCCGAACGGGUCCUCUCGGCCGCUUUCUUGUCAAAACUAGACGGAUCGAGCUCUGA